Messenger RNA from Hordeum vulgare subsp. vulgare (domesticated barley), 1959 nucleotides. RefSeq lists its product as uncharacterized. The transcript is spliced from 2 exons. NCBI's taxonomy places the organism in Eukaryota, Viridiplantae, Streptophyta, Magnoliopsida, Poales, Poaceae. The coding region runs from base 88 to 1860 and encodes 590 amino acids. The record is from RefSeq and is a predicted model, not a curated record.
CCGCCGGAGCCGAAGUCCCCCGUUGGGUUGAAGUUCCUUGCCGGGGAGAGUGGCAGCAGCCAUAGCACGCCAUUUGAGGACGCAACGAUGUCGCAGGAGGAGCAAUGCAACGGCCAGGGGCCUGCCGCCGAGGAACCAAGCGUCAUGGAGAAUGCAGAUGUUGUGCCUGUACUGGAUGACGCUGAUGACCGUAGUGUGCAGAAUAUCAGUAUCAGUGAGCAGGGGAAUUUGGAUCAUGGAAGUCCUAGGACAGGAGAUGGUGAAGAUUCAACAGUUAAGGCUACCAAUUCAGAUGUUGGUGGUGAUCUUAUAGGAGCUCAGCCUGGGGAGGUGGAUGGCGAGAAAUUGCCCAUUUCGGAGGAGAGCAUUAUGCCUCAGGAUUCUUCUCAGCGUGACAUAGCCGAUGACGGUACCAACCAAGUAGGGGUACACCAGGAGGUGCAGAUGGAUUUUGUUGAGAGGACAAGUAGUUCUGAUUCCAAAGAAACCAUGGAGGUGCCAAUUCCUUCUCUAGACCUCAGGGCUGAUAAUGCUAAUAUGGGUGAAGAAGGAACUCGGGAAAUGGAGGUGGGCGUUUCGGGGAGGUCAUCAGAUGGCAAUAUACAAGAUGUUGAACCCACAGUUUCUGGUGAAACAGGCAUGGAGGUUGGGCAUGAAGUAGCAAUGGGUCUUGCAGCUUCACAAGAAAUUCCUGGACGAGGAGAUACCAAUGACGAAGCUAAUGGAGUGGCCAAAGAAGCUGUUCAAGAAGAUGCAGAUACGCAUGAAUUGGAUUUAUCUGUUGAAAAAGUUGAUUCGGCUUUAUGUGGUGAUGCUGUAUCUCAAGGCUUCAUGCCAUAUCGCCUUGAUGAAUAUAUUCAGAGGCAUCUGUAUGUGACAACUCUGUCGAGGGAUUUGCUCCAGUUGCAGCUAGAUGAAGGCACAUACCUGAAUUCAGAUGUUACACUGUCUUCUGAUGAAAUUCUCAAACUCCAGGUACAUCUGAAAGAAUCUGAAGAGAGAAAAGUAGCAGCCCAUGAAGAGAUCCAACAAUGUAGACAUGAGCUCACGAACCUGAAUACUGUUAAGGGAGAACUUGAAUUAAUCGUGGCUUCUCAGAAACAGGAAAUUGACGCUAGCAAGAGCAAAUGUGAACAACUAGAGAUCGAGUUGCAGUCCUCCAAGGAGAAUGCACAACAAAUUUUGAUUGAAUUAGCUGACUGCCAAUCAUUGCUGGAAGCUCUACAAAAGGAGAACAUAGAGCUAACAGAAAACCUUGCUCUUGAGGAAAAAACCAGAAAACAGGUCGAGGCGCAGCAAGAACAUCUAUCUGGUGAAAACGAGAAGCUUCUGUCACAGCUAUCUGACCUUGAACUUAGCUUAGCUUCUGUGAAAGAGGUAAUGAAUGCUGGCAGUAGCAGGUGCAGAAGUUUGGAGGCUGAGCUGUGUUCCUUCAGGGAGAACAUGGAACACACAUGGCCUGAAUUAACAGAUUGCAGGGCUUUAUUGGAAACAUCGCAAAAAGAUAAUGUUGAGUUAUCUGCAAAGUUUGCCAUUGAAUCGGAAGCAAAUAAGAAACUGAAGGAGGAUAAUGUGUUCCUACAUCGUGAGAACGAGAGGCUUUCGCCAGAUCUGUCUGAACUAAAUGACAAAUUGCAUCUUUCAUAUGCGAGACAUAAGCAGCUUGAGUUGCAUGUCAGAGAUAUGGAGACACACAUGGAACAACUUAAAGACCAACUAAUCGAGGAAAUCCUGUGUGCGACUAACAGUUCUGAUAUUUACCAAUCUGUAAUUAAAGAGCUGGAUGCUAAGUGCAAUGUGGUACUAGACCAAGCCGAGAUAGUCUUGUGUCAAAGUCAUGAACAUCGCCAGGCCUGGUAGCUCUUUUGUCAUUGUUUGAUCCACACCUUUCAUGCUGCGAGUUGUUGUCUCUCUCGGUUUCAUUGACGGGGCUCACUUGGCGUUGCCAACCUCGCUGGC